AUGCCGCACCUUCAGAAGCAGCUCAAGCCACUGGCUUUGUCUAAGCAGACACAGGAACUGGUGGAUCUGGAACAUAAAUACACUGCUGGCGGGUUCAGACCUAUGCCAGCAUUCUUCGUAGAAGGCAAGGGUGCCAAACUAUGGGAUGUUGACGGAAAAGAGUAUAUUGAUUUCAUCGCCAUGUUCAGCGCAGUGAAUACUGGACAUUGUAACCCAAAGAUUCUGGCUGCGGUUACCGAGCAAAUGAAUAAAAUCACAUUGGUUAACCUUGCAACUCAUAAUGCUGGAACUGGGCCCCUCGCUGAGCGUCUCUGCAAGCGCUUUGGAUAUGACAAAGUCAUAUCCGCCACUUCGGGCUCUGAGGCAACUGACACAGCGGUCAAGAUCGCACGUAAAUGGGGUAUCGUUAAAAAAGGAAUUCCAGCGAGCGAAAUGCUCAUAUUCGGCGUUGGGGAUAGCUUCCACGGUCUUACAUCUGGGGUAUGGAAUUUGCAAAAUAGCAGCAAGAAACGAGCCGACUAUGGACUAGAUAGCAACUUUCAGACAAAUACGAACCCAAGCACGGGAAAGGUCUUGAGAUACGGUAAUAUUCAGGACAUUGAGGAAUGUUUAUCCGAGCAUCACGGCCGUGUUGCAGCCGUCAUUAUGGAGUGCUUGCAUGGGGCAAUCAAGACGGAAAUAGAGAUAAAGUACUCACGAGCUGCGUACGAUCUCUGCAAGAAAUACAACAUUCUCUUCAUUGCGGACGAGGUGCGCCAGGGAGCAGGCAAAACCGGAAAAUUCUUUGGCUAUCAAAACCUAGGUCAUGAUGUUAAGCCGGAUUUAGUUGCAAUGGGGAAGUCGAUGGGGGGGGGCUUCUAUCCUUGUUCUUACGUCAUCGGCACUGAGGACUGCAUGUCGCUUGUUGGAACCGGGGAGAUGGCAUCCACCUUUGGCUUCACGCCCCUCGGAGUUGCCGCCACCAAUGCAACGCUCGACCUAAUAGAUGAGCCUGGCUACAUGGAGAGGGGUCCAAAACUGGGUAGAUGGUUCCAGAGCGAAGCCGAUAAGUGGAAGGAAGAAUUCCCGUUCAUUAUCGAAGCGGUGAGCUGCGGUACGGAUAUGUGCUUGUAUAUUGACGAGGGAAACCCGAGAGUCACCGGCAGGAAGAUCGCGGCACUGUGCAACCUAAAAGGGCUGUUGGUGACAAGCUUCAUAAAUAAGGUGCGGAUGAGUCCACCACUGGUGAUUACGGAUGAAGAGAUGGAGAAGGCACUGGGGAUUAUCAAAGAGGCGUUAGAUGAGGUGACAGAGUAUGAUGAUGUCCCAGGAAUGGUCUGGACUGGACCAGAUUGA
Venustampulla echinocandica is the source of this 1335-nucleotide messenger RNA. RefSeq lists its product as uncharacterized. Bases 1 to 1335 code for a protein of 444 amino acids. The transcript has 7 exons. NCBI's taxonomy places the organism in Eukaryota, Fungi, Ascomycota, Leotiomycetes, Helotiales, Pleuroascaceae. Gene Ontology annotation, cellular component: cytoplasm. The record is from RefSeq and is a predicted model, not a curated record. Gene Ontology annotation, molecular function: identical protein binding; pyridoxal phosphate binding; L-ornithine transaminase activity.